AUGCCUUCAGCCGAGAUGCCGAUCGCUGCCGACGAUACCAGAGUCCUCGGACAGGAUCCUUUGAUCCCUCCUGCUCUCCUCACCUCCGAGAUCCCUCUCACCGAGGCCGCUACCAACACAGUCGUCAAGGGCCGUAACGAUGCCGCCGACAUCAUCCUCGGCACCAGCGACAGACUUCUCGUCGUCGUAGGCCCCUGCUCCAUCCACGACCCUGCCGCCGCCCACGAGUACGCCGCCCGGCUCAAGGAGCUUUCGGACAAGCUCUCGGACGACCUCUGCAUCGUUAUGCGUGCCUACCUCGAGAAGCCCCGGACGACUGUUGGUUGGAAGGGUCUGAUCAACGACCCUGAUAUCGACAACUCUUUCAAGAUCAACAAGGGUCUCCGAGUUUCGCGACAGCUCUUUGUCGACCUCACCAGCCGAGGAAUGCCAAUUGCUUCCGAAAUGCUCGAUACCAUCUCCCCCCAGUUCCUUGCCGAUUGUAUCUCGGUCGGUGCCAUCGGUGCCCGAACCACUGAGUCCCAGCUUCACCGUGAGCUGGCCUCUGGUUUGUCUUUCCCCGUCGGCUUCAAGAACGGCACAGACGGUGGCCUCGGUGUUGCCAUUGACGCCAUUGGCGCUGCCGCUGCUCAGCAUCACUUCAUGGGUGUCACCAAGCAGGGUCUGGCCGCCAUCACCCGCACCAAGGGUAACGAGCACUGCUUCGUUAUCCUGCGAGGCGGUACCAAGGGCCCCAACUUUGACAAGGAGAACGUCCAGGCUGCCAAGAAGACCCUGCAGGACAAGAAGCAGAAGUUGGCCAUCAUGGUUGACUGCUCCCACGGCAACUCUCAGAAGAACCACAAGAACCAGCCCAAGGUUGCCAAGGUUGUUGGCGACCAGCUCCGCGAGGGUGAGAAGGCCAUCGUCGGUGUCAUGAUCGAGUCCAACAUUGGCGAGGGCAACCAAAAGGUCCCUGCUGAGGGCCCCGGCGCCCUUGAGCGCGGUGUCAGUAUCACUGAUGCCUGCAUCAACUGGGAGGAUACCGUCACUGUCCUCGAGGAUCUCGCUGACGCUGUCCGCACUCGCCGCUCGGUCAACAGCGCCUAA
Molecule: messenger RNA, 1089 nt
Organism: Fusarium keratoplasticum
Lineage: Eukaryota; Fungi; Ascomycota; Sordariomycetes; Hypocreales; Nectriaceae
Product: Phospho-2-dehydro-3-deoxyheptonate aldolase
Exons: 3
Coding region: 1-1089 (362 amino acids)
Biological process (GO): aromatic amino acid biosynthetic process
Cellular component (GO): cytoplasm
Molecular function (GO): 3-deoxy-7-phosphoheptulonate synthase activity
Source: RefSeq, a predicted model, not a curated record